This is a messenger RNA of Centruroides sculpturatus (bark scorpion), 3385 nucleotides long. RefSeq names its product frizzled-5-like. Lineage: Eukaryota; Metazoa; Arthropoda; Arachnida; Scorpiones; Buthidae. Gene Ontology annotation, molecular function: Wnt receptor activity; Wnt-protein binding. Gene Ontology annotation, biological process: non-canonical Wnt signaling pathway; canonical Wnt signaling pathway. Gene Ontology annotation, cellular component: plasma membrane. The record is from RefSeq and is a predicted model, not a curated record. Bases 448 to 2250 code for a protein of 600 amino acids. The transcript is spliced from 2 exons.
AGAGGUACAGUCAGUGUUAUUCUGUACAAAUGUUCCACAUCGAUUUUUAGCAAGCCCAGUCCUCUAUUAGAAUUGGUUGAGGCAGUCUGCGCCAUGUUCUUGCAUAGAACGUCCAGAGAUGGUAUGCUGAGACAGACACUCAAGAACUUUGUCCUAUGUUAUCGUCGAGAUGAUUGGCUGAUGUUGUUGUGACGUCAGCGGGGUGAGGCCGCUUUGCGCAUGAUUAGAAAAGUGAGUAGUAGUGAAGUUGUCAGCUGUGCCAGUCCAGUAAAGAGAAGUGACUAUUGGAGCGAAUACACAAUAAGUGUUUAGCACAGUAAAUGUGAUUGAUCUUUAAAAGCAUCACACCCUACUCGUGGCUAGCAUGCACGCUGCAUGCAGCGAACUCAUGACGUCAGUGAAGUGUACACCAAGACAAUAUCGGACUGAUUAGGAAAAAGCCGCAACAUGUCGAAAUUCGUUCUUAUUUAUUGCUCUCUUCUAAUAGUUCUAGUGAAGUCGCAAGAUGCAUCAUCAAACAAAGAAAGGUGUGAAGAGAUAUCGAUACCUAUGUGCCGCGGAAUUGGGUAUAACUACACAUCCAUGCCCAAUCAAUUUCAUCACGACACGCAAGAAGAAGCGGGAUUGGAAGUACACCAGUUUUGGCCUUUGGUGGAAAUUCAAUGUUCCGAUGACUUAAAAUUCUUUUUAUGUUCUAUGUAUGCACCCAUCUGUAUGGAAGAUUAUCCCGGGAGAUUGCCCGCUUGUCGUUCUGUAUGCGAGCGAGCACGAUCCGGAUGCGCACCCAUUAUGAGACAAUACGGAUUCGCUUGGCCGGAGAGAAUGAAUUGCGACGAUUUACCGAAAUAUGGCGACCAGGAACGAUUAUGUAUGGACGCGAAAGAAGGAGCACCUCCCGAACAACCCCCGUCGAUAGUCCAACAUCCGAGAGCCAAGGACGGACGCGAGAGAAGACCGUCUUACAGAGGUCGACCUCCAUACCGUAACAGAGAUAGGCACGAUCUUUUACCUGGUAAACGUCCUGCUCGAAUUCCAGUACAAGGAAUUGCAGAUUCCGAAUGUUCUUGUGACUGUAGAUACCCGAUGGUGGCCAUAGUCGAAAUGGACGAUCGCAGAUUCUUCAACAAGGUGAUCACCGGCGGUGUGAUUAAUUGUGCCACCCCGUGUUUCAGCCCUUACUUUAACAAAGACGAACAGACAUUCGCAACUUUCUGGAUCGGACUGUGGGCAAUUUUAUGUUGUAUCUCGGCGAGUUUGACGGUACUCACCUUCCUGAUCGACAUGCAAAGAUUCCGUUAUCCCGAACGUCCCAUCAUAUUUUUAUCAGGAUGUUACUUGAUGGUGUCGAUCGGUUACUUAGUUAGAAUCGGUUUGGGGCACGAAGCUGUUGCGUGCGACGGACCUAUCAUCAGAUAUCACACCACGGGCAGACCGGCCGCUUGCACUAUUGUGUUUCUACUAAUCUACUUUUUCGGUAUGGCUAGUUCCCUGUGGUGGGUCAUUCUUACACUUACCUGGCUUCUAGCCGCCGGUCUGAAGUGGGGCAACGAAGCCAUAGCCGGAUAUUCCCAAUACUUCCAUUUAGCAGCGUGGUUGGUACCUACCGUCAAAUCAAUUGCCAUUUUGGCAAUGGGUGCCGUGGAUGGAGAUUCCGUAGCAGGGAUAUGCACGGUAGGAAAUCAGAACUUGGAUCAUCUACGAGGCUUUGUGAUCGCUCCUUUGUGUGUCUAUUUAUUAUUGGGUACUUCGUUUCUUCUGGCUGGAUUUGUAGCCCUCUUUCGAAUAAGGAAAGUUAUACGACAACAAGCAAGAGCAAAAGUCGAUAAAUUGGAAAAGCUGAUGAUUCGUAUCGGAAUAUUUUCUCUGCUUUAUACAGUGCCUGCAACUAUUGUAAUCGGUUGUUACGUCUACGAGCAAUAUUAUCAAGAAAUGUGGGAUCGAAGACACAAUUGCCCCUGCACAGGUCCAAAGCAACGUCCCGAUUAUUCUGUCUUCAUGCUCAAAUAUUUCAUGUGUUUAGUCGUGGGCAUCACUUCCGGAUGUUGGAUUACUUCUAUCAAAACUCUAGACACAUGGAGACGUUUUUACAGUCGAUUGUGCUUUCGAUCUCACGGAAGAGCUAACGUAAACGGCCCAGGACUAGCCGAACAGCAACUGUCACAUCCCAGGACGUUCAAACCACUCAGUCCAUCUAGUCACGUGGGACACGUUUCCACUCACAGUAAACACCUUCCAUUGAGUCACGUCUAGGCUCCGUUCGAAUUCACUAAUUGUAAAUACAUUUCUCAUAUCACUGUACAUAUCAGUUGUUGAAGAAGGAAGAAACAAGUAAAACAAAAUUACAAAAAAUCCAUUUAGUUGAACGAAUAUCUCAGGAUGCUAUUUAAAAAAAAUUAAAGAAAACAUAAAAAAAACCAUUCUUUUAAUCGAGUGGGAUUUUUUAUUAUUAUUAUUAUAAUUAUUAUUAUAUCCCAACCAUUAUCCUGGUUUUCCUAUUGGUGACGUCGCAACGUUAGGUUGUAUGGUAAAAAUUAGUGAGAUUUGAAGUAUACGUGUACUCGUCAGUUUAAAAACUAGUCCAUAUUUGGCACAACCUCUACGUCUCGAAACUGUGAUGACUUAUUAGAACACUAUCCUUUUCUUCUCUUUCUCUUUCUCUCCAUUAGUGUCUACUGAAAAGAGCCACAGAUAUUUAACAUAAAAAAAAGGGACCAAAACUGUUUGAAAUAAUGAAAAAUAAAUAAAAAUAAAAUAAAGUGACAAUCUUCGGACACUAAUGUAUAUAUGGACGAGAUGGAUAGUAAAGCGUUACAUAUAAUGUUUUAGGGUAGAAAAGUCAAAGUGUUAGUCCUAUUUCUAGACAUCCGACAUAGUUGGCGACGUGCCAAAGACCAUGAUGUCAAUGUUUUUUCAAAUACUUCACCCUCCUUUUGGCUUUCAUCCCCCCUCCCAAAAGAUUUUUUCUUAAACUCCUCUCGCCUUUCUAUGACUCUAUACAGUAUUUCCUACUUUUCUAAAAUGAUUAGUGUUUGUAACUAUGUGUGCUAUUUAAGCUUAAAAACAGGGUAAAGAAAAAGAAAUUCUUUUUUCGACUAUUGUAUUUGUACACAGUAAAAUAAUAAUAAUAAUAACAACAAAAAAAAGAAAAAAAAACCAAAAAUACAUUUUUGCUGUAUGGUUAUAUAUUGUAUAUAGAUUCUGUAUUACGCCUGCUUCGGUGGAUUAUAUAAGAAUUUAGAAGAACGAGCAGGGUUUUUUAAACAACAACAACAACAAAAAAAAGCGCUAACAGGGUAUAUAUUGUAUUCACUUUGUUCUCUGAGUUGUUGUGUUGUGAGAAUGUGGUUAAAAUGUUUGUUUAUAAAGAUUUUUGUGAACUGAAUAA